AUGUCGACUAAAGCGAUUUAUGAAACAGCUGGAAAAGCUUUACUAACCAAGUAUCUUGGUAACACCGUUGCUGAAUGUCGUUGCGUCGACGUAGGUUUCAACACCAAUUGGAAUGAUUUAGUAAACAAUAAUGGAUGGUUACAAAACGAACGUUUGGUUGUUAAACCGGAUCAACUAAUUAAACGUCGUGGUAAACUUGGUCUAAUUAAAGUUAAUGUCGAUUUACAAGGUGCAAAAGAACAUAUCACAAACAAUAUAGGCAAAGAAAUUACCAUUGGGCGAACAGUUGGAAAAUUAAAACGUUUUAUUAUCGAACCAUAUCUUCCUCAUGAUGAAAAUACAGAUGAAAUGUAUAUAUGCAUUUAUUCUGAUCGUGCCGGUGAAGUGAUAUUGUUUCAUCAUCAGGGUGGCGUUGAUAUCGGCAAUGUUGAUGAAAAAGCAUUGAAAUAUAGUGUACCAAUCGAUGAAACGUUUAAUGUAACAGUAAUGGAAACGACUUUAUUAAAAAAUGUACCAGAAAAAAAACAGAAGCAUUUAUCAACGUUUAUAACAAAAUUAUUUGAAAUUUAUAUGGAAUUGCAUUUCACAUAUUUAGAAAUAAAUCCAUUAGUUGUAACUGCAGAUAAUAUUUAUAUAUUAGAUUUAGCUAGUCGUCUUGAUCAAACGGCAGAUUAUUUAUGUGCAUCAAAAUGGGGAAAAAUUGAAUUUCCACCACCGUUUGGAAGAGAUGCAUAUGCUGAAGAAGCAUACAUAGCUGAAUUAGAUGCGAAAUCAGGUGCAUCGUUAAAAUUAACGGUUUUAAAUCCAAAAGGACGUGUAUGGACAAUGGUUGCUGGUGGUGGCGCUUCAGUUAUCUAUAGUGAUACUAUUUGUGAUCUUGGUUUUGCUAAUGAAUUGGCAAAUUAUGGUGAAUAUAGUGGAGCCCCGUCGGAACAACAAACAUAUGAAUAUGCAAAAACAUUAUUAUCAUUAAUUGUUAAAGAAAAGCAUCCGGAUGGUAAAAUAUUGAUUAUUGGCGGUGGUAUUGCAAAUUUUACAAACGUUGCUGCCACAUUCAAGGGCAUUGUUAAAGCAUUACAACAGUAUCGUGAACAAUUAAUCGAAACUAAAGUAUCAAUAUUUGUCAGACGUGCUGGACCAAAUUAUCAAGAAGGCUUACGUAUCAUGCGUGAAGUUGGAGCAUCUUUAGGAGUCAUCAUACAUGUAUUUGGUCCUGAAACCCAUAUGACUGCUAUUGUUGGCAUGGCUUUAGGUAAACAUCCGAUUAAACCUCCCGAACAACCAGAAUUGACAACUGCAAAUUUUUUGUUACCAACAAGUGUCAAUAGUGUAUCCGAUGAAUCGCAAGGUGGUAGUCCUGGUUUGACUCAAAGCGGUGAAUCGAAGUCGUAUGUUGAACGUCCAUUGUUUACUGCGAUGACAAAGGCCAUUGUAUGGGGUAUGCAAACUAAAGCAGUGCAGGGAAUGCUGGAUUUUGAUCACGUAUGCAGGCGAUCACUUCCAUCUGUUGUGGCUAUGAUAUAUCCAUUUACCGGUGAUCAUAAACAAAAGUUCUAUUGGGGCCACGAUGAAAUUUUAAUACCAUGCUAUAAAAAUAUGGCUGAUUGUAUGAAACGACACUCAGAAGCUGAUGUACUCAUCAAUUUUGCAUCAUUACGUUCAGCAUAUGAGAGUACAAUUGAAACAUUGAACUAUCCACAAAUUCGAACAAUCGCUAUUAUUGCUGAAGGAAUACCGGAACAAUUGACACGUCGAAUGAUUCGUAUGGCAAAUAAAAAAAAUGUCUUUUUAAUUGGUCCAGCUACGGUUGGUGGUUUGAAAGCUGGAUGUUUUAAAAUUGGACAUACUGGCGGUAUGUUGGAUAAUAUUUUAAUGUCCAAAUUAUAUCGACCUGGAAGUGUUGCUUAUGUAUCACGUUCCGGUGGUAUGUCUAAUGAAUUGAACAAUGUUAUAAGUCGAAAUUCUGACGGAGUUUACGAAGGCAUUGCUAUUGGGGGAGAUCGUUAUCCUGGUACAACGUUUGUUGAUCACAUAUUCCGUUAUCAAGAUGAUCCAGAUGCCAAAGUUAUUGUUUUAUUAGGAGAAGUUGGUGGUAUAGAAGAGUAUCAUAUUUGUGAUGCUAUCAAAUCAAAACGUAUUACAAAACCAUUAAUUGCUUGGUGUAUUGGAACAUGUGCAUCAAUGUUUACAUCCGAAGUACAAUUUGGUCAUGCUGGUUCGCAUGCGUCGAAUGAUCGUGAAACUGCUCUGGCUAAAAAUAAAGCAUUAAAAGAGGCUGGUGCAUUUGUGCCAAAUUCAUUCGAUGAACUUGGUGAUUUUAUUCAUAUGGUAUUCGAUGAUCUUGUUCAGUCACAAUGUGUUACACCAAAACCUGACUUACUUCCACCGUCUGUGCCUAUGGAUUUUGACUGGGCUCGUGAAUUGGGUCUAAUAAGAAAACCAGCCAGUUUUAUGUCAAGUAUAUGUGACGAUCGUGGGCAAGAAUUGCUUUAUGCUGGAAUGCCCAUUACAGAUGUAAUCAAAGAAGAUAUGGGUAUUGGUGGUGUCUUGAGUUUGUUGUGGUUUCGAAAAAGAUUACCUAAAUAUGCUACAAAAUUUUUGGAAAUGAUUUUGAUGGUGACAGCUGACCAUGGCCCGGCUGUUAGUGGAUCACAUAAUACAAUCGUUUGUGCUCGUGCUGGAAAAGAUCUUGUCUCAUGUUUAGCUUCUGGUCUCCUAACAAUUGGCGAUAGAUUUGGUGGUGCAUUAGACAAUGCAGCUAAACAAUUUAGUGAAGCUUAUGAUGCCGGCCUACAUCCAGCUGAUUUUGUUAAUAAAAUGCGUAAGCAAGGUGAACUGAUUAUGGGUAUCGGACAUCGUGUUAAAUCACUAAAUAAUCCUGAUAUGCGCGUUGUGCUUUUGAAAGAAUUUGCUAAGCAACAAUUUACAACAACUCCAUUACUUGACUAUGCAUUAGAAGUGGAAAAAAUUACAGCUAGUAAAAAACCAAAUCUCAUUUUGAAUGUUGAUGGUGUCAUCGGUGUGGCAAUGGUUGAUUUAUUACGUCAUUGUGGAUGUUUUACAUUGGAAGAAGCAACAGAAUUUAUCGAAAAUGGUGCAUUGAAUGGUUUAUUUGUUCUUGGCAGAAGUAUUGGCUUCAUUGGUCAUUUUCUCGAUCAGAAACGUUUACGUCAAGGACUUUAUCGUCAUCCAUGGGAUGAUAUUGCCUAUAUUCUACCAGAAGCAUUAUAA
Didymodactylos carnosus is the source of this 3231-nucleotide messenger RNA. The record is from the annotation of a GenBank genome assembly. Lineage: Eukaryota; Metazoa; Rotifera; Eurotatoria; Philodinida; Philodinidae.